AUGCGUGAAUAUGUCGCCAAUUACGUUACUAUUCAAUUUCCAUUUGAUCCAUAUAAAUGCCAAGAGGUAUUUAUGGAAAAAGUCGUCCUUGCUCUGCAGUCAAAUGCAAACGCACUUUUGGAAAGUCCGACUGGAACCGGAAAGACGUUGUGUUUGUUAUGUGCCACACUUGCUUGGCGUGAAGCGUAUAUGGCCCGUCGACAGCUAGCUCAGGCUUUGUCGCGAGGUUUAGGAGACAACUUUAAUGAUGACUUGCGGCGUUCUUUGGAUAUGACGGUAUCGGCUUUACCAGACGCGGAGGAUUAUACUAAGCCUCCCCCCACAAUAUAUUAUGCUUCUCGUACCCAUUCGCAAUUGUCGCAGGCAGUUAAUCAAUUGAAAGCAACUGCGUACAGCCCCAAAGUUUGCGUUUUGGGCUCUCGGGACCAACUAUGCAUUAAUAAGACAGUGCAAAAGCUUCCUUUUACUGCUGCUCGAAACGUGGCCUGUCGUCACUUGAUCAAAAAAACAAAGGGUUGUCAAUUUCACAAAAAUGUCAAUAUUGCAAAAGUGAAUACAAAGUUUGAGCGAGAAAUUAUGGACAUUGAAGAAAUCGUUUCUUUUGGGAAGGAACAGGCAGCUUGUCCUUAUUAUCUCACACGUGAAAAUCAAGACGCGGCAGAUAUCGUAUUUCUGCCCUACAACUACUUGGUUGAUGCCAAUGCUCGCAAAGCACAGAACAUCGAUGUGAACAAUUCCAUAAUAAUAUUCGACGAGGCCCAUAAUUUGGAAAGUUGCUGUUGUGAAGCCACAUCUUUUGAAAUGACGUCGACAGAGAUAGCUGGAUCUCUUGACGAAGUGCAAUAUUGUAUGACCGAGACAUUAUCCCCUGGCAACAUAAACUCAAAGGAACUUGAACCUUUAAGAGAUGUAUUGGCUAAACUUGAUAGUGAAAUUAGACAUCUUGACGUUCACACAAGACCCGAGCAAUGUUACCCAGGAGAAAAGAUAUACGAAAUUUUGGAUAAGGCACAAAUCAACUACAAUACUUUUCCAGGUUUGAAAAUUCUCAUGGAAGAAGCGGCCAACCGGGUCUUGUUAGCUUUGAAAAUAGUCUUCGGUGACGCAGGUGAAACAUCAGCCGAUCGUUGUAAACAGGUGGCAAAAUAUUACAAGUUGCAUGUCUCGCUAGAAAAGAAGGAGGGUGGUCGAUUAUCAUUGGGGAAUGGGGGUAGAAUUAUAAGUUUUUGGUGUUUCAGUCCUGGUUUGGCUAUGAGAGACCUUGUCAGUGGAAAUUGCCGAUCUGUCAUUCUCGCCAGUGGUACUUUGGCGCCGCUGUCUUCGUUUGCAACUGAACUUGAGAUUGAUUUCAAUGUUCGUUUAGAAGGUGCACAUGUUGUCUCCUCUGAUCAGGCAAUGGUGUCCAUCGUUUGCAAGGGACCGUCAAGAAUUUCUUUAAAUUCAAGCUAUAACAAUAGGAAUGACGAGAAUUAUCAAGCCGAUUUAGGCGAAUGCAUUAUUGACUUUAGCAGAGUUAUUCCGGAUGGAUUGAUCGUUUUUUUCCCGUCGUAUGGUGUUAUGACAGAUUGUAUUAACAUAUGGAAACGCAAGCACUCUCGUGGAAACCGCAAGAGUAUUUGGGAUUCGAUUGUAGAUAUCAAGCAAGCGAUUGUUGAACCCAAAAACAAACAGGAUUUUGUGAAGGCAAUGUCAGAGUUUAAUAUGAAGGUUGCAGACAACUCGAAUGGAUCCAUAUUAUUUGCUGUUUGUCGCGGCAAAGUUUCCGAAGGUCUUGACUUUUCCGAUGCUCGGGGGAGAGCAGUAAUUAUAACAGGAAUACCGUACCCACCAUUCCGUGAACCAAAAGUGGUAUUAAAAAGACAAUAUUUAGACGAAUCAGCGAGAAAACAAAAGACAAGAGCGAAGAUACUGUCGGGUGAUGAGUGGUAUCAACAACAAGCACCUUGGGAAGGGUUAUUCGUCAUAAAAAACGAUUAUGGUGCAAUACUUUUAUGUGACAGCAGAUUUGCAAACUCGAGAAAUUUAUCGCAAUUGCCCGCCUGGGUUAGGCCAUUCGUGAGAGUUCCAAAGGACUAUAAUGAAGUGAACAACCAAUUAACAUCGUUUUUCCAAAAGAUGACAACAUGCAAGCGUGAAGUGAAAAGUCGGGCAAAAGUCAACCAAUCACAAGGUGUUAGAUUACGCAAUGAUGUCCAGAAAGUGCAGGAAAUUCUCAAACAUUUAGAACAAAAUCACACUCCUGAUGCUAUCCCCACAACGAGCACACCGAUAGAGAUAGAUCUUACAAAGAAGCGCAGGCCUUCAAUCACAGAAUUGCCCUCAGUUAUGGUAAUAAAAACUGUCCCAACGACUCCGUACGAAGGGCAAAAGCCCGGGACAAGCGGACUACGAAAACGCGUGAAGGUUUUUCAGCAAGAAAAUUACACAGCAAAUUUUAUUCAAGCGAUAUUCGAUGCCAUGCCAUCGCCUGGACCCAAGGGGACUACGUUGGUGGUGGGCGGGGAUGGAAGGUAUUAUUCAGAAGAGGCCAUUAAGAUCAUUAUUCGAAUUGCUGCCGGAAACAAGGUUGCCAAGUUGAUUAUUGGCCAAAAUGGUAUUCUCUCUACUCCUGCAACGUCCAACAUUAUCAGGAAACGUCAGACUAAUGGCGGGAUAAUUUUAACUGCAUCCCAUAAUCCUGGAGGCCCUGAUCACGACUUUGGAAUAAAGUUCAAUGGUAGCAAUGGUGGUUCUGCGCCAGAGGCUGUUACAAAUAGAGUAUACGAGAUAUCUAGAAAUAUCAAACAAUAUUACGAAGCCGAUCUUCCUGAAGUCAGUCUCGCUUCUCUUGGAAAGCAGAACUUUGGGGAUUUCACCAUUGAAAUCAUCGAUCCAAUGAACGAUUACGUUGAACUAGUUAAAGAGCUUUUUGACUUCAACCUGAUCAAGAACUUCUUUGUCAAGAAUCCCAGUUACAAAGUACUAAUUGACAGCUUGCACGGAGUCACUGGACCGUAUGCCGUACGCAUCUUUGUAAAUGAACUUGGCCUUCCCCGAUCAUCAAUCCAGAAUGAUGUCCCGCUUCCAGAUUUUGGAGGAAGUCAUCCCGAUCCAAAUCUCGUUUACGCCAAGAGUUUAGUUGAUCGAAUUGAAGAAGAGAACAUUCCUUUUGGUGCUGCUUUCGAUGGCGAUGGCGAUCGGCAUAUGAUUUAUGGAAAGGGUGCAUUUGUAGUACCAUCUGAUUCUGUGGCAAUUAUUGCCGAAUAUUCCAAUAUUAUUCCAUACUUUCAGAGUACGGGCUUGAAGGGUGUUGCGAGGAGUAUGCCUACUAGUAGGGCUUUAGACUUGGUAGCACAUGAAAAGAAUGUGAAUUUGUACGAAGUACCCACCGGAUGGAAGUUCUUUGGUAAUUUGAUGGAUGCAGGCCGACUAUCGAUUUGUGGUGAAGAAAGUUUUGGCACCGGAGCAGAUUGUAUCAGAGAGAAGGAUGGCAUUUGGGCUGUGCUUGCCUGGUUGAACAUCAUCGCUAAAGUCAACGAAACAAGACCUGGUUCGGGUAUCAACGACAUCCUUAACACGCAUUAUCAGAAAUACGGUCGUCAUUUUUAUUUGAGGUGUGAUUAUGAAGAGGUUGAGACCGAAAUAGCUAACAAAGUGAUAGAUCAUUUACGUGACCUAGUUGGGCCAUCGAAGGAUACGUUUUUUGGUAAAACCUUUGGUGAAUUCACCGUUAAGGAUGGAGACGAUUUUGAAUACAGAGAUCCUGUGGAUGGCAGUAUAUCAUCCAACCAGGGUAUCCGUAUAUACUUUACGGAUGGUUCGCGUAUAGUGAUCAGGCUUAGCGGAACUGGUAGUCAAGGUGCUACCAUUAGAGUAUACGUUGAGAAAUACUCAAAGAAUCCUAACGAAUAUGAUCUAGAGACUCUUCCGGCCGUGCAAGGACUUAUUGAUGUUUCACUUGAGAUUUCUAAAAUCAACGAGAUUACUGGUAGAACAAAGCCUGACGUUAUUACUUAA
Messenger RNA from Paraglomus occultum, 3996 nucleotides. Lineage: Eukaryota; Fungi; Glomeromycota; Glomeromycetes; Paraglomerales; Paraglomeraceae. The record is from the annotation of a GenBank genome assembly.